Dioscorea cayenensis subsp. rotundata (Guinea yam) is the source of this 1684-nucleotide messenger RNA. RefSeq lists its product as uncharacterized. NCBI's taxonomy places the organism in Eukaryota, Viridiplantae, Streptophyta, Magnoliopsida, Dioscoreales, Dioscoreaceae. The transcript has 9 exons. Gene Ontology annotation, cellular component: Golgi apparatus. The record is from RefSeq and is a predicted model, not a curated record. Bases 107 to 1231 code for a protein of 374 amino acids.
CUUGCGCGUUUCAUUCUUCUCACUCUCCAGAUCUCUCUCUCUCUCUCUCUCUCUCUGUCGCGUUGGAGCUUUCGAUCAUGUGAUUCGAAGGUCUAGGGUUGAUGCCAUGGUUGUCUGCAAAUGCCGCAAGGCGACCAGACUUUAUUGCUUUGUGCACAAGGUUCCUGUUUGUGGUGAAUGUGUAUGCUUUCCAGAACACCAAAUUUGUGUGGUAAAAAAGUACUCUGAUUGGGUUGUUGAUGGAGAAUAUGAUUGGCCACCCACAUGUUCUCUUUGUAAUGCUGGCCUUGAAGCUGAAAGCAAUUCUCAAACUACUCGAUUGGGUUGCUUGCAUCUCAUGCACACAGAAUGUUUAGUGUCACAUAUUCGAAAUUUUCCCCCUCAAACUGCACCAGCAGGAUAUGUCUGUCCGGCAUGUUCAUCUCCUAUAUGGCCGCCGAAAAGCAUCAAAGAUACAGGUUCUCGCCUUCACUCAAAGUUGAAGGAGGCAAUAAUUCUGAGUGGCUUAGAGAAAAACAUAUUUGGCAGUCACCUGGUUCCUUUGCCUGAUGUGGAGAAUCGUCCUCCUCCUCCUCCUUUUGCAUCAGACCCCCUUGUCAGUGUGGCUGAUGACAGAUCAAAGAAUAACUCAAAUCCAUAUAGUUCUGUCAGCAAUACGAGCUUAUCAUCUUCUUUUCCCAGGGAUGAGAAGUUCCCAAAUGAUAUGUACAUUUCAACUGCUGGAACAUCUGCUUUGAAAAUUCCAGAACAAGAUAUUAUUGAAAUAGAUGGCUCCGGUUCUGUGGGAAACCAGCUCAUGUCAGAUCAUGAUCCCAGUAUCAUGAAAAGUUCAAGUCCUGUAGGUCCUGGUGCCACAACAAGAAAGGGUUCUUAUCCAGUUGAUCGGCAAAACUCUGAAAUUUCUUACUAUGCUGAUGAUGAAGAUGGCAGCCACAAGAAGUAUUCUAGGAGAGGUCCUUUCCGUCAUAAGUUCCUUAGGAUGCUACUACCUUUUUGGUCAAGUGCCCUGCCAACUCUACCAGUUACUGCACCUCCAAGAAAAGAAGGGUCUAACAAAGUUGAUGGUGAAGGGAAGUCACGCCAUCAGAAAUCAUCCAGGAUGGACCCGCGAAAAAUCUUGCUGAUGAUGGCAAUUAUAGCAUGUAUGACAACAAUGGGCAUCUUGUAUUACCGGCUGGCACAAAGCAGUCUUGGUGAAAGUCAUCCUGAAGGCGAAGAGGAACCUCAGUGAGUUCAUCCCUGCUCAGUUGUUUUAUAUACUACUACUGCCUAUUUCCAUACCAGUGGAUCUCAAGGUCAAUGUCGAUAAUAGUAACUUUUAUUCUGCCGUGGAGAAUUCAAAAAUACUGGCUUCAUCUGUUAAAAGGGCUAAGAUUUUUCUGAAACAUUAGCUCUGCAUUUCUCGGGUUGUUUUUCCCCCUCAUACCAUGCAUGAUUCUACAUUGAAGUUUAGAAGCUAUUGUGUCUUCCGCCUUGUUCGCCCUUUCGAAUCAGUCCUUUAAAUUUUGUUUUCAGCCUUUCACUAUAUCUCCAAAUAAAUGUAUGAUCAUUGUGAAGUAUGAGUCUAAAGCCUGAGAAAAAAACCAUGAAUAUCUGAUAUAAGGCUUUCGGUGAAUUAUCUGUUAUGAUUUUGCUCAUCAAAUGUAUGACUAUUUGUGGGAGAAAAGAAACUGGGAUUUCGGUA